Messenger RNA from Neohortaea acidophila, 777 nucleotides. Its product is annotated as putative transcriptional elongation regulator Elc1/Elongin C. The coding region runs from base 279 to 584 and encodes 101 amino acids. NCBI's taxonomy places the organism in Eukaryota, Fungi, Ascomycota, Dothideomycetes, Mycosphaerellales, Teratosphaeriaceae. The record is from RefSeq and is a predicted model, not a curated record. Gene Ontology annotation, molecular function: protein-macromolecule adaptor activity. The transcript has 4 exons. Gene Ontology annotation, biological process: ubiquitin-dependent protein catabolic process. Gene Ontology annotation, cellular component: elongin complex.
CUCGCCAAACUCUCGAAAAUCAACAGCCCGAGACGCGCCAGACGGGCAUGAGCGGAGGAUCCCGCCGUACACCCGCUAGCGCCCGCCCUGCUGCGGCCAGCCAGAAGUCACCUUUCGCAAACCUUUAGCCGUAGUCUACAACUUCCUCUUUCAGCCUUCACGCCCCGGGCACGCCACACUAUCUCUAAAGAACCCACCUCUUAUCGAAGCACCCUCAUUCCGCCCUCUCCCGCUCGCCCAGCCCACGGGCAUCACCAAGAGCAAGCCACACAGCAAGCAUGUCAUCCGAACUCACAGACUACGUCACCCUCGUGUCGUCCGACGGCUUCUCAUUCGUCGUGCAGCGCUCCUGCGCGUGCAUCAGCGGCGCUAUCAAACGCAUGCUAGAUCCGGCGUACGGCUUUACGGAGUCGAGGACCAACACGUGCCGCUUUGAGAACAUGAGCGGCGCCGUGCUCGAGAAAGUGUGCGAAUACUUCUACUACAAGGAGAAAUACCAAGACGCCAAAGACGCGCCGGACAUGGACUUUCCAUUGGAGCUGGCGCUGGAGUUGCUGAUUGCGGCGGAUUAUCUUGAUGUCUGAGCGGAAUUUCGAAGAAUCGAGGACUCUUUGUGACAUUUGGCAUGGCGUUCAAGCGUGGUGUUUUCGAAUAAGUUGAUAGACAAGUUCUAUGUUCAAGCAAGGAAAAUUUCAUGACAAUGCCAUCCCUAUUCAUCCAAGAUCCGGUCGAGUCGACUGCAGCGCUUGAAGGGUGUCGUUGAGGUGUUGCCAGAAG